Molecule: messenger RNA, 488 nt
Organism: Daktulosphaira vitifoliae (grape phylloxera)
Lineage: Eukaryota; Metazoa; Arthropoda; Insecta; Hemiptera; Phylloxeridae
Product: ribosomal L1 domain-containing protein CG13096-like
Exons: 3
Coding region: 33-458 (141 amino acids)
Source: RefSeq, a predicted model, not a curated record
UUAUAGUUGAACUAUAAUAAUAGGUAGGUCAUAUGAAACAAACUCCAAAGCAAGUAGCUGAAAAUAUUGUAGCAGUUUUUAAUGACCUUGCUCAUAGCUAUCCAGGAGGGUUAAAAAAUGUACGAUGUCUUUUACUAAAAACACCAUCAUCUGAAAGUAUACCAAUAUAUUAUUCAAUGAUUUCUAGAAACGAUGUGAAAGGACCUUAUAGUAAAUCUUCAACAUUUUCCAAAGAAAAAGAUACUGAAGGUGAACUAUUUGGUAAACGAGUUAAAGUCAAAGCUAAUGGAGAUGUUGAAAUUCUUUCAGGUUCAGAGGAAGAUAUAUCGGACUUUGGUGAUGAAGAAGAUGUUGUAUACAGAAAGAAGAAUAAAAAGGAUGAUAAUGAAUCAGAAAAUGAGGAUGAUAAAAAAAUUUACAAGGUUUAUUUUGUUAUAAGAAUAAAAAACAUGUUUUGAAUGCUUCACAUAAUUUUAUAUUUUUAUAUC